AUGGAGAACGUGGAGGCGGCUUUGGCUUGUCUCCUGAAGAAAGGGAUUGUCCAGGUAGUGGAUAAAUUGAUUGAGAGCUCUGAGUUCACACUUAGGAUUAAGCAAAUGAAGUCUGCAUGUAUGGAAACCAGGGUAGAGGGUGGCAAGCGGGUAAUCAGAGAGCAGUUUGCUGCAGGGAUAUUUACACCUGGUGAGUCGAGCGCCCUUCUAGAAUAUACCCAAGCCAUGCACACUGAUGUGGAAUCUUUCUUGGAGACAAAUUUCGCCUCCUACCUCCACCUUGGCAAGCUCGACAUGGAAGGUCUUCUUCUGAUGUGCUGUGACCUUGAUGUUGAAAGAGAAUGUCCUGAAUGA
This is a messenger RNA of Lactuca saligna, 354 nucleotides long. NCBI's taxonomy places the organism in Eukaryota, Viridiplantae, Streptophyta, Magnoliopsida, Asterales, Asteraceae. The record is from the annotation of a GenBank genome assembly.